UCGCAGACACACGACCAAAGCGCAACAGACACAGCGGGACCACAGCUGACUACCACCCGGGAAAAAAACUCUCAAAAUGCGGAUUCAUACGAGACAGACGACCGUGUUUGUGGCGGUACUUUUGCACAUCUGUCUGACCACGUCGCUCGAUCCUGACUUAUUCCCUCGGGCCCAAAACAUCACGUGGAUUUCCAGUAACUUCAAAACAGUACUGACGUGGGGACCAAAGCCUACUGCUGACUACUCCUACACCGUCGAGUUCCAACAGGUGGGCAAGGAUCAUCGGAGGAACCCCCAUUGUAUCCGAAGCUCCCAAACCGAGUGCGACCUGACCAACACCAUGAGCGACCUGCGUGCCUGCUACACCGCAGACGUGAUCUCAGAGCCACCCAUGGGAGUACCCAAAGAGCCCCAGGAGUACCCCCAUAGUAGCUCCCCACGCUUCUGCCCGUACACAGACACGGUUCUCCUGAGCCCAACCUUUAAACUCGAGGUCAAUCCGGAUGGGAGGACAGUCACAGUUCACGUCACUGACCCUUUGACCGCCGCCUUUCAAGAUGGCCGACAGCUCAGCAUCAGGGACGUGUUUGGGGAGGAGCUGGAGUACAAGGUCAUCUACAAGAAGAACAAGAGCACGGGCAAGAAAACGGCCAAAUCCAAUUCUAACGCAGUGGAGGUGACACGUUUGGACCGGGGGGAGAGCUACUGUUUCCAGGUGCAGGCUGUGGUCCGGUCUAGGCCCACCUCCACACAGGAGGGCGAGCUCAGCCAGACCCAGUGCACCCACCAACAGAACCCUUCACUCCUAGAUAAUUAUUCGGUGGGCGUCAUUGCUGGGGCCAUCCUGCUGCCCCUCCUGCUGGUGGGAGGGCUCAUCGCAGUGGUAGUGAUUUGCUGCAGACGGAGGAGCAAAAAGCAAAGGAAUGAGAAGGAGAAGGAGGCUGAGGCACUAAACGUGUAGAAGUGUGAGUGUGUUGCUGUGAACGCACUACGACACAUUCACUGUGUGGGGCUGUAAAUGCACCACGACGCAUUCACUGACUUUAGUUUCCGUGAAACUGCACCACACAUACCAGUAGUGGUUAUGUACUGUAAAAAUGUAAUAUGUUUGUAUGGUGUAUGAGGGAACACUAAGCUAGGGCUGGGCUCUGGUCUGAUAACUGCUGUUUUAUAAUAUUAAAGUGUUGUACUGUAUCAUGUGACCAUUUGUAGGCUAUAAUAUGAACUAGGAUUGCCAAAAGUAUCGAAAACCAUAUAUUAACCGAUACCAAAACUAAUAUUGGAACUUGAUACUCAAUUGAGCAGGUAUCAGUACUAAGAAAAUCACAUUCACAGGACAGAAAUGAACCAUUCCUUUUUAUAUUUUAUAUAUAGUUUUAGAAUGAUCCUGAGCUGUAUCCGACCUCUUAGACUAGAUUACGCCUGUGGACCACUAUGGAACCUACCUGGGCGACUGAGGGAUUACACAGAUAUAACGCCACAUGGUAAUAUGAAAGAAAGUACUACAGUUUAAUGUUGAAAAUCACAUUGUAUUGCUUGAAGAAAGAGUUCUUUUUAUCAUCAUUGUGGUAUCGGAAUCGGUACCGAGUAUCGAGUCUACUCCUUAGUAUUGUAAUCUAGUUUUAAAUUUUAGUAUCUUGACAACAUUAAUAUGAACAUGUGAUAGGUGGCGUUCAAGUGACGUCACAACACUGCAGAAUCCGUCUAGUUUAAACUGAACUGGAGACAGGGCAGAAUUCUAUGGUGGAUUUUGCUGCUCUCCAACUGAAAUUAUGACAUAACAAUUCAAGAAUGUAGCUUAGCUGAAUUUGAGUUGUAUUUUUUUUGUUUUAAAUAUUUAAAUUUUAAUAUAUCUUCCUUUCAUUUUUAAUACUACUGACAGCAACUUCCACAGUUUGACCCAGUCUAAAUGAGAUGGUAGAUGAAUGGUAUAGUGGGUCUAUUGUCCAGCUGCACUGAUGUAAUAGUGUCAUCCAUGCUUGUGGCCUGUGUAAACCGUUUUCACUGUACAAAUGAGAGCACUGCUGCAACACUGCCCCCUGUCUGUGGAUGGCAGGCCUUACACUCUAACACUCCUGUUAUAUUUGUAUAUUUGGAUUGCAGAAAUAGUUUAUAAAGUUAUAUAAUUGUUAUGUAUAAUUAUGCAUCUUGUAAUCAGCUCUUUAUACACCAUGUCCCCUUAGAAUUAUGAGGUCCCUUCUGUGUUCUGUGUAAUUCUGAGGUAUUAAGGUUUAUAGUGAAACAAAACACUAAACUAUAUUUUUUGUUACUAAACUGUGCGUAUGGUAUUUGAAUUGUGUUAUCUACUCUUCCUAGCCAUUUUUGUCAAUCUUAGUGCAAACUAAGUACAUUUACAAUUUUAGUGUGUGCUGUGCUUUCAUUGACUACUGCAAUUUCAAGUCCUAUGUGAUUAUAUCCAGAUGUUUCUGAUUACACCUGGCCAAUCACACUGGUGGUGUAAGACCACAUGGUGUUACAAACAUAUUGACUUUAAAAUUACAAUAUUGUCUAAAAAGAGCUUUUAAAAUGAUUAUUUCGGGAAAUGGGCUUUUGUUCAACCUAAAAAAAAUGACCAGGCUCAACACAAUUUUGCGCAGAGAAGGUAUCCAAGAAGAAUAUAACUCAGUUUUGACAAAAACACAGAUAGAACCGUAUAAUUCUAAGGAGACAAGUGUGUGCCGGGGUAUUGUAUUUGUGGAUGUAACAUAAUCUUAUAUAAAUGUAUGAGUAAAUGUGCUUUAGACUGUAUAGUGGUGGCUUUUAAACACUAGCUCUUUAUUUAUUAUGAUGGGACUGCUAUGGGAAACUACAUAUUCUAUUUUUGUAUUAAUUUAUUCUUUUGAUCACAGAAUACUUUUAUAUUUCUGAUUGUGGCUGUGUGUUAUGAAAUGAAUGAAUAAAACUAAAGCUUAAA
This is a messenger RNA of Periophthalmus magnuspinnatus, 2914 nucleotides long. It is a transcript of the gene f3a, whose product is annotated as coagulation factor IIIa. Gene Ontology annotation, cellular component: membrane. NCBI's taxonomy places the organism in Eukaryota, Metazoa, Chordata, Actinopteri, Gobiiformes, Gobiidae. The coding region runs from base 77 to 961 and encodes 294 amino acids. Gene Ontology annotation, biological process: blood coagulation. The transcript has 6 exons. Gene Ontology annotation, molecular function: protein binding. The record is from RefSeq and is a predicted model, not a curated record.